Messenger RNA from Prorocentrum cordatum, 852 nucleotides. NCBI's taxonomy places the organism in Eukaryota, Dinophyceae, Prorocentrales, Prorocentraceae. The record is from the annotation of a GenBank genome assembly.
GGGGAUGGGCAAGUUCUGGCGGGUCUGCGCGUUCUUUGAUCAGACGUGCCUGGUCUUUCAGAGCAGGGCGAUUGGGGCUGCGGCCCCGGGCCUUGAGGCGCGAGUUCUGACUGGGGACCACGCAAGGAAGGCCGAUUCUGUUGCUGCGCGCUACGCGAGUGCACUGUGUCCGGGGAUUGCCACCCAUCGGCGGCUGAACGGGGGCGGAGAGGAAGAGCGGUGGAAGGUGACCACGAUCUUCGCGGAAGCCGUCUGGGAGAAGAUCGAGGCGGUGCCCCCCAGCGUGGAGAUCGGCGUGCGUAGCCCCUGGGCCCUGCAGUUCAAGGACGAUCUGUUCUAUCUGGGGCGGCUCGACGACGGGCCCGAGUUUCUAGACGACGCAGGUUGCGACGUCCCGAGGGUCUUCCAGGUUCCCGAGCUGAGCGCCAAGUUUCUGAAGUUCAGCAUGAAACGUCUGCGGGAGCUCUGGUUAGAGGCCCCGACGGUGACAUCCAUCAGGCAAUGCGAGGGCAAGGAGUGCUUCGAGGGCUCUUCGGCACUGGGGGCGAACGGCAGCGGCGGCCGCCAGGAGAAGGGCAGGGGGGCGGACUCGAGCAUAGUGGACCUCAGCGAGCUCGACGGCGAGACGUCCGAUGCCAAGCAGAUGCAGCGGUCAUUCCCAGUCAUGGCGCGACUCAUUCUCAACCUAGCAAUGAGACGGAGGCAGAUCGAGUCCAUCGAGCUGAAGACGCUCCGGAUGUCCUCGGGGAUGCAGGCGGCGGUGAAGGCGAUGGCUCGCGUCAGAGCGUGGGUCAGGGCAGCGGAGGAAGCGAGGGCGUCCUCGUCCAAGGCCGACGCCGAGAAGAGUUCAAG